Messenger RNA from Trichoplusia ni (cabbage looper), 1158 nucleotides. Its product is annotated as esterase AGAP003155. Gene Ontology annotation, biological process: response to retinoic acid. Gene Ontology annotation, cellular component: nucleus; cytoplasm. The coding region runs from base 195 to 935 and encodes 246 amino acids. The transcript is spliced from 4 exons. The record is from RefSeq and is a predicted model, not a curated record. Lineage: Eukaryota; Metazoa; Arthropoda; Insecta; Lepidoptera; Noctuidae.
GCUUUAAAUGAUUUAAUUAAAUGAUUCUUUUGAAAAUUCGAAGUUUCGAACUAUCCGCUCGUGGGUAAUGUAACUUCACUGUUUACACCGUCGGAUAACCUCAAAGCUUCAAAAUAAAUAAACAGACCUGUUUAAUUAAAUUAGUGCGUAACUUUAAUGGCUUAGUUAAAAACACAUAUCGCAUUAUCAGCACAAUGUCGGAACCUAACUCAAGCUCUAACCAGUCCUUAUCGCCGGCACAAAACAACAAGGGAACAGAUCGACCGAAGUUGAAGAUCUUAGCUUUUCAUGGCUACAGACAGAAUGGGGCAGUAUUUAGGGCUAAGAUCGGAUCUUUUCGGAAAGCAGUAGCUAAAUAUGCUCAGCUAGUAUUCAUUUCUGCGCCUCACAAAGUGGUGAAUGAAGACGGCGGAGGUGAAGAAGAUUCCCGGUCAUGGUGGUUUAAUGCUGAAGACAACACAUUCAGUGGGAAAUGUCUUGGAGGGCCGGCGCUGGGCUUUGAGGACACAUUAGAGCUAAUUAAGAAAGUAGUGGAGGAUCACGGCCCCUUUGAUGGGUUCAUGGGCUUCUCCCAGGGAGCUUGUCUAGUAGGACUACUGGCUGCCAUGCAGCAGAAAGGAUAUUUACCCUACACAUUUAACUUUGCAAUAUUUGCAUCAGGGUUCAGGUCUGGCAGUUUAGUACAUAAGGGGUUCUAUGAUGAAGAGAUCACAUUGCCUUCAUUGCAUGUAUAUGGAGAGAGUGACUCUAUUAUACCAAAAGAAAUGAGUGAAUCACUCAUCAAUCUAUUCAUAAAACCAAUAGUAGCAGAACAUUCUGGAGGCCACUAUGUUGCCUGCUCUGGAGCCAUCAAGGAUGCUUACCAGGACUUCCUCAGUGACAGACACCAAGAGAUGCUGGAAGCUACUCAUGAAGAAGAAGAAAACAGUUCAUAGCAUAGUUCUCUGGGGCCAUAUCCGCUUUUGACUCGUCUUUUGACUCAACAUAAUGAUGGCCCUCAUUGGGAUUAUAUGUGAUAAUUCUGCAGGAAAAUGUAAUUUACAUUCAGCUAGUACUUACAAUUUUAUCAAAUUCGUUUAUUAUGCUAGUGUGAGCACUUUAUGCGUGAUUCGUCCCAGUAGAAUCUAAGUAAUAUUAAAAUUAAAUUGUUUAAUUGAA